AUGGCGUGCUCAGUUGUGGUUGUUUUGCUUAUCGUUUUUGGUGCGGAAAGUUUUCUUGACGAAGAAAAUGUAGUACCAGAUUUGGCACCUCAUAUUGAUAAUCCGAUGGAGUUUGAAUUCAUUGAAGAUGUCCACAAGAAGCACUAUUUGAAGUCGUUAUUUGCAGAGUCCUUCUACGAACCGAACUGUGAUAAUAAAGCCAAUGUUACGAUUAAACCAAUUUAUUUUUGGCCUGGUCAGCGUACUGACCUUCGAUGUGUAAUGUGUCGUCGAGCGUUUACUUUUAAUGGAUUAAUGAAGCACUGGUGGUUUAUGGCGGCAAAGGACGUUGAGAAUGCACUGGGAGAUAUGAAAAAUCUUAGGAAUUCACCUAAAUGGAAUCAGCAUUUGCUGACAUUAAGUGCCGAUUAUGGAGAUAAUAGAUGGCGUGAUUUCGGCGCAAUGCCAAGUGACUUUGAAGCUGGAACAAAUCAGCGAUCACAGACUGUACUCAUACAGAGAAGGGGAAUGCUAAUCUUGUUACAGCCAACCUCCGAGAAUGAAGGCCUGUAUCGUUGCUUGGAUGUUGCCUCCAGAAAUGUCUUACACUUCGUUUAUUAUUUAAUUGCCAUGCAACCACUUUUCAUUUAUCUCAAGUAAGUAAUUCACUUUGUAAAAAGUUGUGGAUCUUGAUAGAUUGCUGUAAGAGCUGUUGAAGCAGACUGAACCUGUGUUCCUGGCGAAAGUUGUGCAUGCAAACUAUCAAUAACAUAUAUUGAAGAUAGAUUAAAAAUGGUUUUUGGACUAUCAUUGCAAGCCUUUUUCGUGUCCGUAACUAUUUGCCUUUUUGAUCGCAACAUAUUAUCUCAUCGUGAGUUGCCCUUUUAUCCCGCUCUUAUAAUUUAAAAAACAUUUCCUCCAAAUUUUAUA
Molecule: messenger RNA, 909 nt
Organism: Loa loa (African eye worm)
Lineage: Eukaryota; Metazoa; Nematoda; Chromadorea; Rhabditida; Onchocercidae
Exons: 5
Coding region: 1-639 (212 amino acids)
Source: RefSeq, a predicted model, not a curated record